Molecule: messenger RNA, 204 nt
Organism: Saccharomyces kudriavzevii IFO 1802
Lineage: Eukaryota; Fungi; Ascomycota; Saccharomycetes; Saccharomycetales; Saccharomycetaceae
Gene: RPS28B
Product: 40S ribosomal protein eS28
Exons: 1
Coding region: 1-204 (67 amino acids)
Biological process (GO): ribosomal small subunit assembly; maturation of SSU-rRNA; translation
Cellular component (GO): cytosolic small ribosomal subunit; ribosome
Molecular function (GO): structural constituent of ribosome
Source: RefSeq, a predicted model, not a curated record
AUGGAUUCCAAGACCCCAGUCACCCUAGCUAAAGUCAUCAAAGUUUUAGGCCGUACCGGUUCUCGUGGUGGUGUUACCCAAGUUCGUGUUGAAUUCUUGGAAGACACUUCCCGUACCAUUGUCAGAAACGUCAAGGGUCCAGUUAGAGAAAACGAUAUUUUGGUCUUGAUGGAAUCUGAACGUGAAGCUCGUCGUUUGCGUUAA